This is a messenger RNA of Sycon ciliatum, 2720 nucleotides long. Its product is annotated as peroxinectin A-like. The transcript has 16 exons. The coding region runs from base 202 to 2265 and encodes 687 amino acids. Lineage: Eukaryota; Metazoa; Porifera; Calcarea; Leucosolenida; Sycettidae. The record is from RefSeq and is a predicted model, not a curated record. Gene Ontology annotation, molecular function: peroxidase activity; heme binding. Gene Ontology annotation, biological process: response to oxidative stress.
GCCUGUCUCGCAGCCUGGCAAUGCGCACACAAGUGCCUUUAUAAACCAACGCGAACCUCUUGAGCUCAUCAGUCUUCUCAACUCUCAACCCUCCAUCAUCAUAGGACGACGGAGCUGUCGAGGAGAAGGAGAGUGGAGACGAACCAGAGCAAGUAUAAUAUCAACAUUGUAGGACGUCAGAGGACGGCGGCAGACGUCAUAAUGAGAGCUAUUCUAUUACUGGCCUUGGCAGCCACUGCGUGGUCGCAGAGAAUUCUAUUCGACGAUGAACAGGGAGAAUGCGUUUCCGAUACGUUUGACACCUCACCGCUGAAGUUCGAUUUCCAACUGGAUGCCGCCAGCAUCGCCGCCAUCAUCGCUGCCACACCAGGCGGAUCCAUUGGACGCAACGUUGAAGGUUUCGGAAUUGCUGUCCCCACAGCCAGCAACUCUGACACAAGCGUUUCUUUCGGUGCAAGAGGCAGAACUCUGCGACGUCUCACCCCCAACGCAUACGCGGAUAACCUUGACGUCCCCAGAGGAACUUGCCUUGAGGACAGCGAUGGCAACUUUGUGGGGGUGUGCCUGGAUCAGAGGGCUAACAAGCGUUCCGAUGGCACAUUCGCCGGUUCCAACCUGCCCAACCCACGUACCAUCAGCGAGGUCGUCAGUACCAGCACUGGUGUGAUCGCCAGUCGCCGCAACCUGCACGAUCUCACUGGACACUUUGGUCAGUUCUUGGCUCAUGACACUACGUUGGUGCCAGAGGGUGGACCUGACGAUCAGUUUGAUAUCGUUGUGCCAGAGGGUGAUCCAGUAUUUGAUCCUGAAGGUACAGGCGAGCAGCUGAUGGGAUUCCGUCGUGCCAUCCGUGAGCUAAGAUGUACCGGUUCCAAUCCCCGUGGUACACUCAUCCCACCGACAGACGCCGAGCGUCCACGUGAGCACAACAACGAGAUCUCCAGCUUUAUUGAUGCCACCAUGAUCUAUGGCGGUACUAACGGACGUGAGGCUCUGCUGCGAUCCAACUCUCCAUCCAGACCAGGACAACUGAGUGUCAGUGCUGGAAACCUGCUGCCGUUCAACACCUUUCCCGCGAGCAAUGACGCCAACCAGGACAAUCCCCGCGGUGUUCCCAACGGUGAGCAGUUCUUCGGUGGUGACGUCAGAACAAACGAAGCACCCGGCCUUUCUCUCCUCAUCACGAUUUUCGUCCGCGAACAUAACCGCCUGGCCAAGCACCACGCUAUCUUCUUGAAGAAGUUGGGCAAAGUUGUAAAAUCUGAUGUUGUGUUCGCAUGGGCCAAGAAUAUGCUCAUUGCUGAGCUUCAGAACAUUGCCUAUAACGAGUGGCUGCCCGCUCUGUUUGGCGAGGAGUUUGAGGAGUUCACGGCGCACGACCCUACCAUCCAGCCCGACCUCUUCGCGGAGUUCUCAGCUGCCACCCGACGAUUCGGUCACUCGCUCAUCAACGGAUUCAUCCCCGUUGUCCUGGGAUUCAACAAACUGCGUGGCUGCCAUCGCGCUGAUCUUGCUACACAUUUGUUCAACACGGUGGCACUCAUCAACCGUCAAGAUGGUGGUAUUGAGCCUAUACUCCGUGGCAUCCUCUGCAUUCGCUCUCAGCAAAUGGACACAGUGGUCACCCCAGGUCUGCAGCAGCGUCUGUUUGCCGCCGAGGAGGGAGAGGCAGAGCGUGACUUGGUGGCACUCAACAUCAUGCGUGGCCGUGAGCACGGUAUUGCCGGUUACAACGAGAUCCGUGUUGCCCUCGGUCUGGAAAAACUGACCAAGUUCAGUGAGAUCAACCCCGCCGACCCCGAGCUUGUCCGUAGGCUCGUACUUGCCUACGGUGGCAACAUCGACAAUAUUGAUCUGUUCAUCGGCGCCCUUGCUGAGGCACCAGCCGCAGUGGAACACGGAGAGGGACAUGCUGAGUUUGGAGAAACCUUGAGAGCUAUGUUCAAGCUUCAGUUCCGCAACAUUCGCAACUCUGACAGCAGAUUUUUCAGCCUGGCAAUGACCAGCGCUUCCAAGAAGAUGCUGCCCUCGUUCGGUGACAUCAUCCGCCGCAACUCGCGCGUCUACCCCGCAAACCUCUUCCCCAGCCACUCCAUCUUCUUCCACCCUCUGUUCUGCCGCGCAGUCCGGGAGUUCCAGUGUGUGCCACGCAGCAACCGCAAGGAACAUCUGUUCUGUGACAAGGUCUACGAACUGCCUGACUUGGCCAACAGCACUCAACCCACACACCCCAGCCAGUCGUUCCCAUGGAGAUUGGCCGUGUAAAAUGUGCUUUGUCAGUGUCGUCAUCCGUGUCGCAUGACCACUAGACCCUGCAGCUCUGCAGCAGCUGCAUUGGCGCUUGCUACGCUAUUUGCCCCCUCCUCCUCCUCCUCUGUCACAUUGCACCAUUACAGGCAGUAUAGGGAGAUGGUUGUCUGAUCGAGACCUACACUCACCCAAGCUCAAUAUUCUCUACUUGGCCUAUAUCCACAAAAUAUCAUCACUUUCCCUAGUUCACUUUUUUCACUUUUUUAUUCACUUUUUUAGAGCUAGUCUCUACCCACGUUUUUAAAGCUCCUUUCGUGCGCAAGAAAACCAAUUUCCAUAAAAUCAUGAGUCAUGUGACGUUGCAAAACUAGGUACUAAUUUUCUUGCUGCAUUCAUUUCUAGUUGUUCUCUCCUCCAAGAUAACCUGCCUUAUAACUACCGGGUACAAUAAAUCAUCAAUUCAAACUAUA